This is a messenger RNA of Hansenula ciferrii, 2520 nucleotides long. RefSeq names its product DNA-dependent ATPase RAD54 (gene RAD54). The transcript has a single exon. Gene Ontology annotation, biological process: reciprocal meiotic recombination; double-strand break repair via synthesis-dependent strand annealing. The record is from RefSeq and is a predicted model, not a curated record. The coding region runs from base 1 to 2520 and encodes 839 amino acids. Gene Ontology annotation, molecular function: DNA translocase activity; ATP-dependent chromatin remodeler activity; ATP binding. Gene Ontology annotation, cellular component: nucleus. Lineage: Eukaryota; Fungi; Ascomycota; Saccharomycetes; Phaffomycetales; Wickerhamomycetaceae.
AUGGGUAGACUACCAAAGAAACCAACCAGUGAGCUAGGAACAGGUGCUGGGAUUAACGCUGUGAGGCGCCCAAGAGCCAUGACGGAUUCUUCUUCAACUUUGUCUAAACCGUUCAAAGUACCAUUCAAAACUAGAUCAAGUGCCAUAUCUAGUGGCGGGAAACCAGUUAGAUCUGCUAGGCUCAAAGGUCCAGAAUCUUAUGCUAUGAUGUCUGUUGAAGAUGACAAGGAGAAUAACGAUAUGGUGGAUAUAGACGGUCAAACCAUAAUGAAGAGGAAAAAUGCACUAAGUUUAAGAAGACUUAUCACUGAUAAUAAUUAUGGGUCAACUAUGGAAACAACUUUAAGAAGAUCAUUCACUAGUCCCCUGGCUUCUAAACCAAAUGCUGCUAAUAUAUUACCACCACCUCCAUUGGGAACCAAGAGAAAACCAAUAAUGGUACCGAGACCUUUACAUGAUCCUUCAGAUGAAUCUGCAAUUGUUCUUUAUGAUCCUACAGUGGAAAAAAUCAUUAGUGAUGAUGAUCUUGAAGCUUUAGAUAAAGCUAUUGCUGAGGCAAAGGCUAGAGAUGAGGGUAAAACUUUAGAAUGCUCUAUUGAAUUGGAAGAGCGUCCUUCAAAGAGAAGAAAUGUUCAUAAAUCUUUAAAUGAAAUAUUGGGUAUAACUAAAAAUCCUGAAGAUGAAGGUAAAAAAUUCCCUGAUGUUCCAGUUAUUAUUGAUCCUAAGCUUACCAAGAUUUUAAGACCUCAUCAAGUUGAAGGUGUUAAAUUCUUGUAUAGAUGUGUUUCAGGUCUUGUUGAUCCAAGAGCUAAAGGUUGUAUUAUGGCUGAUGAAAUGGGGUUAGGUAAGACUUUACAAUGUAUUGCAUUAAUGUGGACUCUUUUGAAACAAGGUCCUAGAGGUAAGAAAACAAUUGAUAAAUGUAUUGUUGUUUGUCCAUCAUCUUUAGUUAGAAAUUGGGCUAAUGAAUUAACUAAAUGGUUAGGUGAAGGUGCUCCAACUCCAUUAGCUAUAGAUGGGAAAUCAACAAAACCAAAUGAAGUGGGGUCAAGUAUACAACAAUGGUCUUUAGCUAAGGGAAGAAAUGUUGUUAGACCAGUAUUAAUUAUUUCAUAUGAAACUUUAAGAAGAAAUGUUGAAAAUUUGAAAAACACAGAAAUUGGUUUACUUUUAGCUGAUGAAGGUCAUAGAUUGAAAAAUGGUGAUUCAUUAACUUUUACAUCACUUGAUAGUUUAAAUUGUAAAAGAAGAGUUAUAUUAUCAGGGACACCAAUUCAAAAUGAUUUAUCUGAAUAUUUUGCACUUUUAAAUUUUGCAAAUCCUGGGUUAUUAGGUACAAGAAUUGAAUUUAGGAAAAAUUUUGAAAUUCCAAUUUUAAAAGGUCGUGAUGCUGAUGCAACUGAUAAAGAAGUUGAAGAUGGUCAAAAAAAAUUAGGAAUGUUAUCAACUAUAGUUUCAAAAUUCAUUAUUAGAAGAACAAAUGAUAUCUUAUCAAAAUAUUUACCAUGUAAAUAUGAACAUGUUAUAUUUGUUAAUUUAUCUCCAAUGCAAGAAAAACUUUAUCAUCAUUUCAUUACAAGUCCUGAUAUUAAAAAAUUAUUAAAAGGUGUUGGUUCACAACCAUUAAAAGCUAUUGGAUUAUUGAAAAAACUUUGUAAUCAUCCAGAUUUAAUUAAUUUAGAUGAAGAUUUUGAGGGUUCUGAUCAUUUAAUUCCCGAUGAUUAUAUAAACUCCAUUACUGGUGGUGGUCGUAAUAGAGAAGUUCAAACAUGGCAAUCUGGUAAAUUUUCUAUAUUAGAGAGAUUUUUAGCCAAGAUUAAAAAAGAAUCAAAUGAUAAAAUUGUGUUAAUUUCAAAUUAUACACAAACUUUAGAUUUAAUUGAAAAAAUGUGCAGACAUAAUCAUUAUGGUAAUUUAAGAUUAGAUGGUACUAUGAAUAUUAAUAAAAGACAAAAACUUGUUGAUAGAUUUAAUGAUCCUGAAAGUCCAGAAUUUAUUUUCUUAUUAAGUUCCAAAGCUGGUGGUUGUGGUAUUAAUUUAAUUGGUGCAAAUAGGUUAAUUUUAAUUGACCCAGAUUGGAAUCCUGCUUCAGAUCAACAAGCAUUAGCAAGAGUUUGGAGAGAUGGACAAAAGAAAGAUUGUUUUAUUUAUAGAUUCAUUACAACAGGUUCAAUUGAAGAAAAAAUUUUCCAACGUCAAUCAAUGAAGAUGAGUUUAAGUUCAUGUGUUGUUGAUGAAAAUCAAGAUGUUGAAAGAUUAUUCUCCACAGAUAAUUUAAGACAAUUAUUUCAAUUUAAUAAAAACACUAUAUGUGAUACACAUGAUACAUUCCAUUGUAAAAGAUGUAAAAAAGAGGAUGGGAAACAAACAAUAAGAUCAGAUGUUAUGCUUUAUGGUGAUGCAACAACAUGGAAUCAUAUAAAUCAUAAAGGAUUAAAAAUGACUAAUGAUCAUUUAUUAAAAAAUGAAUUUGAAUUCAAUGAAAUUAGUUAUGUUUUCCAAUAUAUUUCACAUGUUUAA